Messenger RNA from Babesia bigemina, 591 nucleotides. Its product is annotated as DNA-directed RNA polymerase II large subunit, putative. Gene Ontology annotation, biological process: transcription initiation at RNA polymerase II promoter. Bases 1 to 591 code for a protein of 196 amino acids. The transcript is spliced from 6 exons. The record is from RefSeq and is a predicted model, not a curated record. Gene Ontology annotation, cellular component: transcription factor TFIIA complex. Lineage: Eukaryota; Apicomplexa; Aconoidasida; Piroplasmida; Babesiidae.
AUGGUUCGCCAGCAGUCAUCCGCAGUCGCGAUCUCGCUUGACAAACUAAAUGAACAAAUCAUCGAAGCAACCAUCGAGAAAUGCGCCAGCUUCACCAAUAACCGCAUACUCGGCGCUAUCAAACAGAAAUGGACGGAAGUCUUACGACAGCGCCUCGACGCGGUGAACCGAGGCGAACACGUUACACACAUUGACACGUAUAGCACAGCGCAGCAGCAGCCGGCGCCGGAGGAUUCCGAUAACGACUUCGAUGAUGCGGAAGUAGAAAGCGCGCAGGGAGCAGAGAUUCUGGAAAAGGCCGCCGCCGCCAAAGCGGACCUGGUCGAACCGCAGCGCGCCGAACCCGCGCAGGCUGAGCAGCCGGCUGCGGACAACGCAGACGACGAUCUCAGCAUCUCAGACGUGAGCGAACUGGAUGACCAGGAGCCGGAGACGAAGGACCUGGUCAUAGGGGUUUUAGACAAGCUAACGCGGCCCAGCCGCAAGAAAAGCGGGGCGCACGUUUGGAAGGUGAAGCUGAAGUAUGGCGUAUUGCAGGUCAACGGCCUCGAGGUGCCUUUCGAAAAACUGGAAGGCGAGUUCGAGUUCUGA